AUGUUGCACCACCUCUUUGCCCCUAGUUGUCUUGGAGAGGGAAUUAAACCACGUCACUUCUCCGUCCUGUUUGAACACCUGCAGUGGCAGAUGCAAGAGUUGCAAGAUUGUUCGGGCUGGAUUUUUCGAUGUUCCCACACGCUGACCACAUUUAUGCCAGGCCAUUUUGCCCUUGGCAGUUUGUAUCCAGUUCCCGCUAUUUCUUCUACGUACAUCCGCUACCUCAUCGGAGGUCGCUCGAGUGGUCGUUUUUUCCCUCAGAUAGUUGGCUUCGGCCUUCUGGCUUUGGGCAUAUUUCUCAAAAUCGACUACAGAUUUCGUGAGUACCUAAGCGAGAGGUAUCAGAAUGCGGCUUCUGACUAUGGCACCCUUUACAUUGGAACCUAUUUGAUAAUCACUAUUGCUAUAAUGAUGAUAGUUGUUAGUUUUUUUGGAUGUUGCGGUUCAAUCAAGCUUAAUCGAUGUUUACUAUUUUCGUACUUUCUCGGACUGUUAUGUUUGUUUCUGGUGCAGUUUUCGUUUGGAAUACUGCUGGUGGUCAAACGAGAUGCGAUCGAAAACGAAAUCGCUGAUUCAUUGGAUUUCAUGGUAUCUCGAUAUUAUAAAGGCAGCAGUGUCUUCCAAGAGGCACUUGAUGCUUUGCAGAUUGCGGUAAGUGCUUGCUAG
Molecule: messenger RNA, 666 nt
Organism: Soboliphyme baturini
Lineage: Eukaryota; Metazoa; Nematoda; Enoplea; Dioctophymatida; Soboliphymatidae
Source: the annotation of a GenBank genome assembly